AUGCGAGCUGUCCGAAGCGCAUCGCGCCAAAAGUUCUCACGAAUUGAGGCAAAGGUUCGCAUCCUAGUGGCUGUGCUGGCUCCUCUCAGACAAGCCAAGAAGGGAGUUAUCUGGCAUCGGAAGCUGAAUAAACUACAACCACCCGACACAGGAAGCUCAAACUUGGUACAGAACCUAUCCUCCAAGCAACUAACGGAACGACGACUACGUGUGCUCCAGCACGAAGCGUGUUUGAACUCCACCGAUACCGACCCUGCCGAUUUCAUUGCAGCCGUAGAAGCCAUGGUUGUGAGGAUGGAAACAACAAACAAUGAGAAACAAUCCAUUCGACAGCGGGCCACCUCCUUGCUGACGACACACCGACGAGCCCAAUGGGUUUCGAAGAAUGAGGCGAAAGCUGUUCAGGAACUAAGAACGGACGACAAUAGUAUCCUACUGCCCGCGAAUAAGGGACGGUCAACAGUCGUCAUAAACCGAGAAGACUACAAUGAGAAAGCCAAAGCUCUAUUUGAUGACGGAGAAUUCUACGGUCCAGGACAAAGCUCAGAAGAAUAA
Dibothriocephalus latus is the source of this 555-nucleotide messenger RNA. The record is from the annotation of a GenBank genome assembly. NCBI's taxonomy places the organism in Eukaryota, Metazoa, Platyhelminthes, Cestoda, Diphyllobothriidea, Diphyllobothriidae.